Medioppia subpectinata is the source of this 1155-nucleotide messenger RNA. The record is from the annotation of a GenBank genome assembly. NCBI's taxonomy places the organism in Eukaryota, Metazoa, Arthropoda, Arachnida, Sarcoptiformes, Oppiidae.
AUGUCUUCAAACGAGGAUAAGUUUGAUGGCAUACUGUUGUCGAUGGCCAGAGAGCACACCGGAGGCGUCCAAGAGCUUUUGGAGACAUUUUUCAGCUUCUUGUGCCGUAAGACUGACUUCUACUUCGGAGCCGAGGGUUCGGCGGCCGAGAAGCUCGUGACCGACACUUUCCGCAAAUAUCAGGACAUAAGCCGUAAAGUGAAUGAAGAGAAGACCAAAGAGAGGGAAGAAGUGGAGAGACGGGAGCGACAGAAGCGGGAACAGCGCCGACGCGACGAAGAGGCGGCCAUUAAGGCCAACGCUAGUCAACCACAGCAGCCGAAGAUCGUGGAGUUGACCGACGAGGAGGCGGAUCGGCUACAGAAGCAGAUCUCCGCCGGUAAGACCGGUACCGCUGCGACGGCCGACGGCGGCGAUAAGCUUACCGGUGCCGACAGCGCCAGUGAUAGUAAGACUGAUACUAACGGUACGGACGGUAAGGGAGACAAAGCCGAUGACGACGACGAAGACGAGGCGGACAAAGGAAAGCUGAAGCCGAACGCCGGCAACGGCUGCGAUUUGCCCGACUAUACGUGGACUCAGACACUGUCGGAACUGGAGGUUCGGGUACCGCUGCGGGUGGCGUUCAAACUGCGAGCGCGAGAUAUAGUGGUCGAGUACAAGAAACGGCACCUGAAAGUGGGCGUCAAAGGCCAGCCCCCAGUCAUUGACGGCGAACUGCACAACGAGAUCAAAGUGGACGACUGUUGUUGGGUUCUUCAGGACACGAACACAGCGGUGAUAACGUUGGAAAAGUGCCACCAAAUGGAGUGGUGGCCGAGACUACAGGUGACCGAUCCCGAGAUGAAUACGCGUAAAGUGAAUCCCGAAGCGUCGAAGUUGUCUGAUUUGGACGGCGAGACCCGAUCGAUGGUCGAGAAGAUGAUGUACGACCAAAGGCAGAAGGAGAUGGGUUUGCCCACCAGUGAGGACCAGAAGAAACAGGACGUCAUCAAGAAGUUUAUGGUCGACCAUCCGGAGAUGGACUUUACCAAUUGUAAAUUCACUUAGAUGACUCAUUUGGAUGCUUUUUUUUGUCUACAGCGAUUAUACACACAUUUUUUAAUUAAUGUCCUUUUUUGUUGGCGCCCGACGUAUGGCCCGAGAAAUGCAGUC